Molecule: messenger RNA, 2807 nt
Organism: Lycium ferocissimum
Lineage: Eukaryota; Viridiplantae; Streptophyta; Magnoliopsida; Solanales; Solanaceae
Product: pentatricopeptide repeat-containing protein At5g67570, chloroplastic
Exons: 9
Coding region: 89-2650 (853 amino acids)
Biological process (GO): chloroplast organization
Cellular component (GO): chloroplast
Molecular function (GO): protein binding
Source: RefSeq, a predicted model, not a curated record
ACUAAACUGGUAGUCCCGGUAGUCUUAUCAGCAAAGAGCGGGGAAGACCAACCUGUAAUUGCUUCUGCAAACUUCAUUUCACUUCUCCAUGGAAGCCUCCACCGGACCUCCACGUCUUCCCUCAAUAAACAUCGACAAGUUAAAGCAAAAUCUCCUUCAAAAAGGCGUCAACCCAACUCCAAAAAUCAUCCACACACUCCGCAAAAAAGAACUUCAAAAAUUCAACAGACGCCUUACCAAACAAGCCUCUAAAGAACCCCCACCACUCACAGAAACCCAAAAACAAACCCUAGCCGAAGAAUCAUAUUUCCAUGCCGUUAAGUCAGAGUAUAAAAGCUUUAAGAAAGCAGUGAAUGCUAAAAAUGAUGAAAGAAUAGUGGGAAAGCCUUGGGAGAAGGUUGAGAAACUCAAAUUGCAAGAGAUUUGUAGUGAGAGUAAAGUGUAUUCUGGUGAUAAAUUGAAUUCUGAGCAUCUUUGGGAGCUAAGUGAUAUAAUUGAGAGUGAAAGAGAUAAAUUUUCAUGGCUUUUGGAUAGUGAUGUUGAAAUUAAACAAGGAUGGUUUGAUAAUGAAAGGGCUAACUGGGAUUACAGACAACGCCGUAGAGGCGAAGCUGAGAUAAUUCGGUUUAUCAUUGAUAGAUUGAGUGGGACGGAACUAAGUGUGAAGGAUUAUAAGUUUUCUAAGUUGAUGAAACACUCUGGAUUGCAGUAUACUGAGGAGCAAAUGCUGAGGUUAGUGGAAGGGCUUGGUGAAAAGGGACAGUGGAGACACGCAUUGUCUGUUGUACACUGGGUUUACAACUCUAAGGAACAUAGAUGCAGCAAAAGCAGGUUUGUGUACACAAAACUGUUGGCAGUUCUAGGGAAAGCAAGGAGGCCCCGUGAAGCUCUUCAAGUUUUCAAUUUGAUGAGAGGGGAUGCCUAUAUUUACCCUGAUAUAGCAGCCUACCAUAGCGUGGCAGUUACACUUGGCCAAGCUGGUUUGCUCAAAGAGUUGAUCAACAUCAUUGACUGCAUGAAGCAAAAACCCGAAAAAUUAAAGUACAUGCGGAGGAAGAAUUGGGACCCUGUUCUUCAACCGGAUAUUGUGGUAUAUAAUGCUGUUUUAAAUUCUUGUGUACCAUCCCGCCAGUGGAGGGGAGUGUUCUGGGUUUUUGAGCAGUUGCGAAAGAAUGGUGUUAAGCCAAAUGGGCCAAGCUAUGGACUUGCAAUGGAGGUAAUGUUGCAAUCUCGAAAAUAUGACCUUGUCCAUGAGUUUUUUGGAAAGAUGAAGAGAAGUGGGGAAGCCCUAAAAGCUCUUAGUUACAAAGUUCUUGUAAAAUCUUUAUGGGAAGAGGGGAGAGUCAAUGAAGCCAUUCAAGCAGUGAGGGAAAUGGAACAAAGAGGAGUUGUUGGAAGCGCCUCAGUGUAUUAUGAGCUGGCUUGCUGUCUUUGCUACCAUGGGAUGUGGAAAGAAGCAUUCUUGGAGAUUGAGAAGCUGAAAAUGCUACGACACACAAGACCUUUGGCUGUUACCUUUACUGGCAUGAUUUUUUCAUCCAUGGACGGUGGACAUGUUGAUGGUUGUAUAUGUAUAUAUGAGAACAGUAAAAAACACUGCGAACCCGACAUAGGAAUCAUAAAUGCCAUGUUGAAGGUUUAUGGAAAGAAUGAUAUGUUCUUUAAAGCUAAGGAAUUAUUUGAGUGGGCUAAGACAGAAGAUCCCGGUCCUCAACUUUGCCAGGGUAAUUUGAGUUCUUCUCGUAGGCUAGAUGCAUAUACAUACACCUCGAUGCUUGAGUCCUCGGCUUGCUCUCUCCAGUGGGAAUACUUUGAGUAUGUGUACAAGGAGAUGGCUUUAGCUGGGUAUCACCUUGAUCAAAGCAGACACGCGAACCUCUUGGUGGAAGCAUCAAAAGCUGGGAAGGUGCAUUUGCUAGAGCAUGCCUUUGAUGCAACACUGGAAGUUGGUCAAAUACCUGAUCGAUCAUUCUUCUUUGAGAUUCUAUGUCAUGCUACCUGUCAACAUGAUCAUGCAAGAGCUGUUGCUCUAAUUAAAUCAAUGGUUCAUGCUCCAUUUCAAGUCAGUUUCCAACAGUGGAUUGACCUAUUCAACAGCAACGAUGAAAGAAUUAGCCAUUCUAGUUUGAGAGGAUUAUUAGAUGUGCUAUGCAGCCAGAGUUUGGGAUCAGACACGACCAUUGUAAAUUUGCGCAGGGCAUUGGAAUCUCUUUGUGGAUCUUGCACUUCAAGAGUGCUUUUAAUCGACGAACCUGUUGAAUCUGCAACAGAUGUCAGUGCUAAUACAGAUGAAUUUAACCUUCAGCAUGUUCAAGUUGAUGAAGAUGAUUGUAGUAAUGAAGCCUAUGAUGAGAGAGAAAAGGUUGCCGACAAGGAGUUAGUUUCGGAUUUGUCAAACUUAAGUCCCAGAGUAGAUGAGAGAUCUAGGACAAACACAAUCUUUGAGCUUUCUGAUGACGAAUUAACUUUUGAUGACCAAUUUGAUGAGUUAGAUGAUAUCGACGAUCAGUUAGGACUCGGGAUGUCUAGUGAUGAAGAUGACAACUCUUGUGAAACCAAGGUUCCCUCAGCGAAUGAAAUAUUAAAGACUUGGGAGGAUAUGAGGAAAAAAGAUAAUACAUUCUUCACCUUUCAACUAGGCCAGAUGUGAGUUUUCUUUCACAGAAAUUGCUUCUUCCUUAUGAUAAGCCUCCUUGCAAUGAUGCUGUAGAUUGACUAUGAUAAAGGGUUACAGGAAUUUCAACCUUGUAAAAAUGUAAUGUAGCAGUGAGAUAGUUGAAGCGUAUGGGGUGUGAUAUUAUAUGAUU